GCAUUAUAUUUUCAUAUACACACACACGGAUUAACAUUUGAAUGGGUCAACACACCUUCUAGUGUGUGUUGGAGUUCCAGCACCUGGUUUAUCAACCUCGUCUUUUCCUCCAACUCCGCCUGGUUCUCCAGGUCACCUGAGAUAAGAAGACAAGAGAAUAUUUAACUGAACCAUUCGCCCUUGGAUGUCAUAACCUUGAUGAGGACCGACCAUGCCGACAGCCCAUUUAUUACCCAGUUAUUUCUUGAAUUUUACUUACCGUCGUCAGAGUUCAUGGUGAAAUACUCGUCUUCCUUUUUGGAAUGCAGGGCUGCGACUCAGUGGACACUUUACACGCCAGAGCAUUAUUGCAGGCCCCUUGGAUGAGAAUGACCAACCACAUGGAUUCUGCAUGGUCACCUACUCCUCCAGUGAUCGCUUUGAGGGACACUUUGUCCACGGAGAGAAGAAUGGAAAAGGGAAAUUCUUCUUCUUCGAUGGGAGCACGUUGGAGGGCUACUACAUGGAUGACGCUCUUCAGGGCCAGGGUGUGUACCGGUACGAGGACGGCGGGGCUCUCCACGGGACCUAUGUGGACGGGGAGCUGAACGGCCCAGCGCAGGAGUAUGACCAGGAUGGGCAGCUCAUCUUUAAGGGCCAGUACAAAGACAACAUGCGCUGUGGCCUGUGCUGGUUCUACUACUCUGACCGGGGCUGUGUGGUGGGAGAGGUGAACGAUGAGGGCGAGAUGACGGGGAGCCAGGUGGCGUACGUGUACCCCGGCGGCAACAUGGCUCUGCUGGGCAGCUUUGUGGACGGGGAGCUAAUCGAGGCUCGCCUCGCUCGUCUGACCGUGCAAGAGAGUGGCCGACCACGCUUUGAGAUCAUAGACGACACCACGGUUUACUCGUAUGACAAAUCCACUUCUACCUGCAUUGCUAACCACAGACUCCUUCCUGAUCCGUAUGAGGGCCAACACGUGUAUGUAGGACAGUCGCUGAUCUCAGGAGCAGGAGAGGGUCUGUUUACCAAGAUGGAGGCUGAUCCAGACACGGUCAUGGCCUUUUAUAAUGGAGUUCGCAUCACACACUCUGAGGUGGACAGUCGUGAUUGGUCGGUGAAUGGGAACACAAUCUCACUGGACGAGGACACGGUCAUUGAUGUUCCGGGGCCCUUUAGUCUGACGGACAACUACUGCGCCUCGCUCGGUCACAAGGCCAACCAUUCCUUCAGCCCCAACUGCAAAUAUGACCCAUUCAUGCAUCCUCGCUUCGGCCUCAUCAAAUGCAUUCGGACAAUCCGGGCUGUGCAGAAAGACGAGGAGCUGACUGUCGCCUACGGCUACGACCACGAGCCUUCUGGGAAAUCUGAGCUGCCGGCGCCGGAGUGGUACGUCAAGGAACUCCAGGAGUUCCAGGAGCGGAAUGGCGAAGUGCCGGCGGGCAUGAAAGCUUGCUAAUGACACUAGCCGCUCCGUGCGCGCCUUACCUGCCCCCCACACCCCCCCCCCCCCCUUCAGUCGCCACCUCAACCCCUUACAGCAUUUAACCUGGCAGAUAUACCUGGGGGCACACACCUGACCAUCUGCCUCUUCACCCGUGUCUGUCUCGCUUUCUCUCUCAGCUGUUACACCCAGCCCAGUUACGUUCCUGCGUGGGUCCAUCCUGGCUUUGCACCCCCCCAGACCUGCUAAUAGUUGACUGGUACAGUGUUACAGAAGCCCACUCCUGUGCCCUCACCCCAACCCAACCUAGACCAGUAUCCCUGCCUGUCCUCAGCCUCAGCUAUUCUGUCGCAAUCACCUGACUUUAACCUGGUCCCCAGCACCCCCCCCCCCUCUUCUUUCCUCCUCUACCCCACCAAUUAGUCCAAUAUAACCGUGUUCGCUGUCUCCGUGCAAGUGAAGUCAUCAGUUGCUCCAGCCUUUUCACAGUGAAGCCCACGAUGUCUGGAGCCACUUGUGAGUGAAACAGUGCUUUUGCAGUGGUGUUUACAGGGGUUUACAGUGCAGGAAGCCUUGGACGAUCAGCACAAUACUGUGGCUAGUGUGUGUCAGCCACUGAACAUCAGACACACACCCACAUGCAUGCGAGCCCCAGAGGAACUAUGCACAAUCGUCAGACCAGGUGUGCUGCAUCCGGUACAGAUCUGUGCCUGGAUCGUACUUGCAGCAUCACUGCCGUGAUCAUGACAGUGGGAUGAAAUGGACUGUUUUUGUGAUGUGAUUUAAUCACCCAAGGCUUCCACCUAAUACUAAAGGAACUAACUAAAAUAUAAACCUGUGAGGAGUCUGCUCAGGUCUGUGCAAGCAGGAGUUUUCUUGUUACUUUUUUUUUUAAUUUACAGUAAGGCGAGUUGCACUCUCUCACUCACCUGAGACUUGUUCCACUGGAGCUACAGUAAUACAACCAUUAGCAUUAUUUGUUACAUCCUCUUUGGCUUGUAUUAAUAAUAUCCGGGCCCUUUCUCUGCUUACUGAUAUGUUACUGAUUAUGAAUGAAGGACCGUUUACAAGCGUGUGCGUGUGUGUGUGACAGAGAUUAUGUUGUAUGCCUGAAUGCGCAAGCGGUAACAACUGGAGUACAUUGUUCAGAGUGUGGGUAAUAGCAAGCAUUGAAGACGUUUUCUGCUGUAAUCCAGACCAUACUGAAUAAAAGUUACCACAGCUGUUAUGAA
Messenger RNA from Sardina pilchardus (European sardine), 2655 nucleotides. RefSeq names its product SET domain containing 7, histone lysine methyltransferase (gene setd7). Gene Ontology annotation, cellular component: nucleus; chromosome. The transcript has 8 exons. The record is from RefSeq and is a predicted model, not a curated record. Gene Ontology annotation, molecular function: histone H3K4 monomethyltransferase activity; protein binding; chromatin binding. Bases 392 to 1438 code for a protein of 348 amino acids. Gene Ontology annotation, biological process: peptidyl-lysine monomethylation; heterochromatin organization; regulation of DNA-templated transcription. NCBI's taxonomy places the organism in Eukaryota, Metazoa, Chordata, Actinopteri, Clupeiformes, Clupeidae.